Messenger RNA from Fragaria vesca subsp. vesca, 1170 nucleotides. RefSeq names its product putative pentatricopeptide repeat-containing protein At3g01580-like. Gene Ontology annotation, molecular function: RNA binding; protein binding. The transcript has 3 exons. NCBI's taxonomy places the organism in Eukaryota, Viridiplantae, Streptophyta, Magnoliopsida, Rosales, Rosaceae. Gene Ontology annotation, biological process: RNA modification. The record is from RefSeq and is a predicted model, not a curated record. The coding region runs from base 1 to 1170 and encodes 389 amino acids.
AUGAAUAGGCGGGAAGCUCUAGUGAAGCUAUUUGACGAAUGUAGCAGUAGGAAACCAUUAGCACAGUUACACUCUCAAACCCUCAAAUCUGGGUUUUCUAAGGACACCUUUUUCGCCACAAAGCUGAUUGCUUUGUAUUCGAAACAUGAGUCAGUUGGGCAGGCACGAAAGGUGUUCGACGAAACGGCUGAGAGGAGCGUCCGUAUGUAUAACGCUGCACUGAGAAGCUAUUGCAGGGAGAAGCAAUGGGAAGAGACAAUGUUUAUGUUUAGGAAGAUGUUAUCGGAGCGGAAGCCGGAUAAUUUCACUGUGUCUAUUGCUCUGAAGGCGUGUGCCGGGUUGCAGGCAAUUGGUGUUGGGAGAGUGGUGCACGGUUUUGUGAUGAGGAAUGAGGAGAUUGCGUCGGAUGUGUUUGUGGGUUCGGCGUUGAAUGGGAAUGCUGUAGAAGCGUUGGAGUUUCUGUCCCGAAUGGUGAAGUUUGCACGGGUCAAGCCUGAGCGAGUGACGCUUGUUAGUGCUGUUUCUGCUUGUGCUCAGCUCUCGAGUUUUAGACUUGGAAGUUGUGUUCAUGGUGUUGCGGUUAGGAAUGGGUUUGAUUCUGAUUUGUGUUUGCUGAAUUCAUUGCUGAAUCUUUAUGCAAAGACAGGCUCUAUUAGAACUGCUACUAUGUUGUUUUGGAAGAUGCCUGAAAAAGAUGUUAUUUCUUGGAGCUCCAUGAUUGCUUGCUACACUCAUAAUGGGGAUGUACUCGAAGCGUUGAAUCUUUUCGAGGAAAUGAUUGAUAGGGGAGUUGAACCUAAUUCAGUAACUGUAACCAAUUCAUUACAAGCAUGUGCUGGGGCCUGUAACUUGGACAAUGGUAAGAAGAUCCACAAACUUGCUACUAGGAAAGGUUUUGAGUUAGAAGUCGCAGUAGCUACAACCCUGAUUGACAUGUACAUGAAGUGUUCUGCACCUCAAGAAGCAGUUGAUCUCUUCAAAAGAAUGCCGAAGAAAGAUGUGGUUUCUUGGAUUGCUAUGUUGAGUGGGGAGGACUUUGAAAAGACGGGGAUAAGCAAUAUGGUCACAGUAGGAAAUAAGAAAUUAGAGAUAUUCAGGAUGAAGGAUUUCCAGAUGAGUUGUCUGGGAGAGCGGAUUCUGUCUUCCUGGACCUUCCCCAACCCUGGCUAG